CUAUAGUAUUGAUUACUGUUAAAAUACUGUUACUAAAAUACAAACAAACAAUAAAAAUGAUAAUAACUUCUACACAAUUAUAUAUGGUGUUUACCAUUAUAUGGAAUCGGCAGCAAUUGCACAAUACAGUGGCCAAUCGUACACCAUUACCACCAAAAUCCACAUACAAUUAUAUAGUUGUGGGCGCCGGCAGUGCCGGUGCUAUUGUCGCUUGUCGUCUGUCUCAAUGGGGCGCCGAUGUUGUACUGUUGGAAGCGGGCGGUUCACCCAACGCAUUGUUCGACGAUAUACCGGCGCUCGCCUACACUUAUGUUGAAUUGGAUAAACAAAGUCUACGUUCAUAUCAAUUACUGCCACAAAAAUAUACCGGUCAUUCAUAUGCAAACAACGGCACAAUUGUUAAUUUGUGGGGACGAGUGUUAGGCGGUUCCUCAUCGGUCAAUGAAAUGCUAUACAAUAGAGGUAAUCAUAAAUAUUAUGACACUAUAGCAGCUAAAUAUGGUGCCAUUGGUUGGGAUUACGCAAGCGUUUUGCCAGUGUUUAAGCUUAUGGAGAAUAAUACCGAUCCCGGUGUUAGCGAUCAAUAUCACGGAAGAUCAGGUCCAAUAAGUGUGUCCACACCUACUCAACCAUUUGCUAUACAAUUAAAACAAGCCAAAGCAGCACUUGAAUGGGGUCUACAAACAAUUGACAUUAAUGGUCAAAAUCAAACUGGAUUUACAAUUGGACAGUCAACAAAUGCACGGGGAAUUAGAUCGUCGACAAAUAAUGCUUACCUUGAAAGUGGUUUAUGUCCCAACUUGACUAUAGUUACCGGAGCAGUGGUCGAAAAAAUAUUAAUCUCCUCGUCCUCAGAUCAACACAAUACUCCUCGAGCACAGGGAGUUGUAUUUGUAAAAAGCAAUCGUAAACACCGAAUAAGGGCUAACCGCGAGGUUAUCAUAUCAGCCGGUUCAAUAGCCAGUCCACAGUUACUGAUGCUAUCGGGUGUGGGACCAAAACAGCAUUUGAAAAACAAAGGUAUCGGUCAUGUAUUUGCCGAUAUCCCCGUCGGUAACAAUUAUUGUGAACAAAUUUCUGUUAAUAUUGACUUUCGGUUAAGUCAACCGAAUUUAGCCGAACCUAUGUUUUCAUUAGACAAUAUUAGUCAAUUGUACCAGGUUACUGUCCAGGGUAAAGGGCUCAUGUCAGAGAAGCCAAACACUAUGAUGUAUUGGUCAACCAAAUACAAUAACGAUACCACAUAUCCGGAUAUCUAUAUGUAUUUAAUUGUUAAUAAAAAAGGUAGCGAACCGGCCAUUAGUUCCAAUGUUAUGGCAAACAGUAAAACAUUGGAGAGACAAAUAAAAAGAUAUUCUCGACAAAUGAUUUCAAACAAUUAUGUAUCGUUGGGUACAGGACUGGUACGUCCUGUUAGCUGCGGUACGAUUAGACUUAACACCAGCUCUAUUAACGAUCAGCCGCUAAUUGAUCCGAAUUUUUUGGCCAACCCAAGCGAUCGACUUCGUCUUCGGGAAGCAAUCGCCGAUACGUUUCAUUUUGUCGAAACAACCAGUUUUGGUCGUUACGUCCGACCCUCUAUACUGCCUAUGCCUCCGUGUCAGUACUGUCCAGAUAUUCCCAUUUAUCGAUGCAACACUUAUAUUGACUGUUUGAUUGACAAUUGGGCCGGCGCUGAGACUCAUUCAGUGGGCAGCUGUCGUAUGGGUGAUCCGCGCCGAACAGACACUGUAGUAGAUCCGCGAUUGCGUGUUAAGGGUAUCCACCGAUUACGUGUUGUCGACGCAUCCAUUUAUCCGGAGAUAAUCAAUGCCGCCACCAAUGCAGCCGCGAUGUUGGCCGGAGAAAUGGGCGCACGGUUUAUAGACAAAGACAAUAAGGGUUACAAAUAAAAAAUACUAUGUUUUUAAACUACUGUACCCAUACCAUACACUUUUAUGUUUUUAGGAUAAAAUAUUAUAAUAAAAACACAAAUAUUUUAAAAUUCU
Oppia nitens is the source of this 1988-nucleotide messenger RNA. RefSeq names its product L-sorbose 1-dehydrogenase-like. Gene Ontology annotation, cellular component: mitochondrial inner membrane. NCBI's taxonomy places the organism in Eukaryota, Metazoa, Arthropoda, Arachnida, Sarcoptiformes, Oppiidae. Gene Ontology annotation, molecular function: flavin adenine dinucleotide binding; choline dehydrogenase activity. The coding region runs from base 57 to 1892 and encodes 611 amino acids. The transcript has 3 exons. The record is from RefSeq and is a predicted model, not a curated record.